Messenger RNA from Rotaria sordida, 726 nucleotides. Lineage: Eukaryota; Metazoa; Rotifera; Eurotatoria; Philodinida; Philodinidae. The record is from the annotation of a GenBank genome assembly.
AUGUAUUCUCGUUUCGUAUUUCGAUCAAUUCAAGGUUCAACACCAUCGUUGAUUUUCAAUCGUUUUCUUUCAUUAACUCAAGUACAAUUAUCAGCAGCAACAAAAUUAAAAGAAAUACCAUCAGCUGCAACAAAAUCUGAAAAGUCUACUGCUAACACGGAAAAACCUGCUGAUAACAAGGAAAAACCUGCUGCUAAUAUGGAAAAACUAUCGACUCCACCACCAAUGAAAACAAGUAAUGUAUCAUCAGAAGAUAAAAAACCAAUUCCACCACCAACAUCAAGUAUAAAUGAUCCCAAUAAAACUUAUUCGGAAAAAAUUCAUCGACUUGUUGAUGAAAUAAGUAAAUUAUCAUUAGUUGAUGUUAUGGAUUUAAAUGAAUUAUUAAAAAAAACACUUAAGAUUCAAGAUGUACCAAUCAUGGCAUCCGGCGGAGUUAGUAGUGCACCACCACCAACUGCAGCCAAAAAAGAAGAAGACGAAGAAGAAGCUGCUCGACCAACAGCACAAUCGGUAUUUAAAAUACGUUUAAUUAAAUUCGAUGAAACGAAGAAAGUCCCGGUUAUUAAACAAGUCAAAGAUGUUGUUGAGAAUAUUAAUCUUGUUCAAGCUAAAAAAUUAGUUGAAUCAAUUCCUCAAGUUCUUCGAGAUAAUUUAAGCAAAGCUGAUGCUGAAACAAUGAAAGCUAAAAUUGAAGCUGCUGGUGGUGUGUGUGUUGUUGAAUGA